CCAAUGCCUUCAUGAUGUUAAAAAGUUGCAUGUUUACACGUGUCGUGGACUCGUGGGCCUUUUGCCCGAGUGAAACGUGUCGCUUGGGUAGAUAUGAGAUGAUUCCAGCCCUAAUUUAAGCCUUAAGGGAGUCCCGUUAUACUCUGGUCCUUCCUCCCCAAGUAAAUGGACCCAAUUACAGUUUUGGGAGCCUAUUGAUUGUGGCCCAGGCUUAAAAGUCGGUCGAGAGCUACACACUGCACCUCUUUAACACGGACGCCACAACUUCAGAUUCGUUUGAGCAGAGCUUCCCUACCUCUUCCUCACAUGGCUACCACACUCCAGGUUCACAAAUCAGGCCAUCGCUGCUAGGAGCUGAGCCCCGACAUCACGGCAUCUCCCUGUUCUCCCGUCGGCUCCUGUUCUGCCAACGAUUUGAAGAUACACAAUGUCACGUAAUGGCAGUGGUGAUGAUAUUUCAGACUCUGCAAGUGAUGAAGAUGAUGAGUCUGGGGCCCUACUAUUAAUGACUACAAGUGUUUUAGUUGACGUCGAAAAAAUUCCAUGUCGAACGUCUAUACUCACAGGUAACGCUUAUAUCGAUGAGUUAAUGACAGGUCAUCCACUAAGAUGCUAUGAAAAUUUUAGGAUGAAGCCACAUGUAUUCCUGCAUUUAUGUGAAAGGCUUAAGAAUUUGGAUGUUCUACACGAUUCAAGAUAUUUAAGGGCUGGAGAGCAAUUAGGAAUAGGCCUUUUAGUGUUAUGCCUAGGGGUGGGGCAACAUACAUGUGCAGAGCGUUUUCAGCAUUCAAUGCGAACUGUUCACUUAUGUGUGAAGCGUGUGGUGAGAGCACUUGCACGAUUGGCCAAAGAAGUUAUAAAGCCGAUUAAUAGGGGCCCUGUUCAACCGGAAAUUAUAGAAAAACCGAAAUGGUAUCUUUAUUUUGAGAAAUGUGUUGGUGCCAUUGAUGGUACUCAUGUAGCAGCCUCAGCACCCGCUUCCAAACAAAAGACAUUUCGCGGUAGACAUUCAACGGUCACUCAAAAUGUCAUGGCAGCUUGUAGUCAUGACAUGUUGUUUACGUAUGUAUACGCGGGUUGGGAGGGAACGUGCAAUGACUCUCGAGUAUUUUUAGAUGCAAUUACAAGAAGCGAAAAUGGUUUGCCCAUGCCUCCUAGCGGUUAUUACUAUGUGGUUGAUGCUGGCUAUCCAAAUGUUCCGGGUUUAGCCCCAUACCGUGGAGAGAGUUAUCACUUAAAGGAUUUUCGAGGACGAGGACGAAUACGCAAUAAACAAGCUUUAUUUAACUACGGACACUCGUCCGUACAUAAUGUGAUUGAGAGGUGUUUUGGAGUACUAAAGGAAAGAUUUCCCAUUCUAGACAUUUCACGUGGCUACCCAUUGAGAAGACAAGUUCAAAUUCCCAUAGCUUGUUGCGCUUUGCAUAACUUCAUUCGCAUGCAAGAUAGGAACAAUGAUUUGUUCUUGGAGUACGAGGAAGAUGAUAUGAUAUUUAACACGGAGGCAAGUACAAGUGAAAAUUGACCACUCGAAUUUGAUAUGUCUCAACAACAACAAAUGCACAAAAUUCGAGAAAGUAUUGCAAAUGCAAUAUGGGAUGAUUAUAAUGUUUGAGAUGUCGAAGUACAAUUGUUGUUCUCAUUAACAUGUCACUUAUUGAACUUUCAAUGUUGGGGAACAGUUAUAUCAAUUUUUUUUUGUUAUUUCAAAUGUUUGUAAAUGUGC
Molecule: messenger RNA, 1726 nt
Organism: Cuscuta epithymum
Lineage: Eukaryota; Viridiplantae; Streptophyta; Magnoliopsida; Solanales; Convolvulaceae
Source: the annotation of a GenBank genome assembly